AUACUGAGGCCAGAGUGCCAUCGAAGGUAAUUAUAGAGACAGUAAAAUCCUUUUACUCUGGGAAAAAUAAAAUGCUGGGUGUCUCACAAAAUUUCAGAACCUGAUUUCAAACGGAUCAUAACAAAGAGGAGAUCAAAUUUAGCAUGGUGGACUGCUCGACAGGAUAUAUUUGUCAAUGGAAUGUUUCCACAUAUUAUACCACCAACAUGAGAAAAAAAUGAUCAUUGUUUAUUUGAAGCUUGAUGAUAUUCUAACGCUGCCUUUUCUCUUCUCAUUUUAGAGAAAAAUGAGCAGGCGGAAUUGUUGGAUUUGUAAGAUGUGCAGAGAUGAAUCUAAGAGGCCCCCUUCAAACCUUACUUUGGAGGAAGUAUUACAGUGGGCCCAGUCUUUUGAAAAUUUAAUGGCUACAAAAUAUGGUCCAGUAGUCUAUGCAGCAUAUUUAAAAAUGGAGCACAGUGACGAGAAUAUUCAAUUCUGGAUGGCAUGUGAAACCUAUAAGAAAAUUGCCUCACGGUGGAGCAGAAUUUCUAGGGCAAAGAAGCUUUAUAAGAUUUACAUCCAGCCACAGUCCCCUAGAGAGAUUAACAUUGACAGUUCGACAAGAGAGACUAUCAUCAGGAACAUUCAGGAACCCACUGAAACAUGUUUUGAAGAAGCUCAGAAAAUAGUCUAUAUGCAUAUGGAAAGGGAUUCCUACCCCAGAUUUCUAAAGUCAGAAAUGUACCAAAAACUUUUGAAAACUAUGCAGUCCAACAACAGUUUCUGACUACAACUCAAAAGUUUAAAUAGAAAACAGUAUAUUGAAAGUGGUGGGUUUGAUCUUUUUAUUUAGAAACCCACAAAAUCAGAAACACAGUACAAAUAAAACAGAAAUCAAACUAUAAGUUGACUUUUAGUUCCUAAAAAGAAACAUAUUUCAAAAGCAAUGGAAUCUAGAAUUCUUAUAACAUGAAUAACAAAAUGUACAGCAAGCCUAUGUAGUUCAAUUAAUAUAUAAGGAAAAGGAAGGUCUUUCUUCAUGAUACAAGCAUUAUAAAGUUUUUACUGUAGUAGUCAAUUAAUGGAUAUUUCCUUGUUAAUAAAAUUUUGUGUCAUAAUUUACAAAUUAGUUCUUUAAAAAUUGUUGUUAUAUGAAUUGUGUUUCUAGCAUGAAUGUUCUAUAGAGUACUCUAAAUAACUUGAAUUUAUAGACAAAUGCUACUCACAGUACAAUCAAUUGUAUUAUACCAUGAGAAAAUCAAAAAGGUGUUCUUCAGAGACAUUUUAUCUAUAAAAUUUUCCUACUAUUAUGUUCAUUAACAAACUUCUUUAUCACAUGUAUCUUCUACAUGUAAAACAUUUCUGAUGAUUUUUUAACAAAAAAUAUAUGAAUUUCUUCAUUUGCUCUUGCAUCUACAUUGCUAUAAGGAUAUAAAAUGUGGUUUCUAUAUUUUGAGAUGUUUUUUCCUUACAAUGUGAACUCAUCGUGAUCUUGGAAAUCAAUAAAGUCAAAUAUCAACUAAAGACUUACAUUAUCUUUCUCAAAGACAAAAUAAAUAUAUUUUCCAGUACAAA
Messenger RNA from Homo sapiens (human), 1554 nucleotides. RefSeq names its product regulator of G protein signaling 13 (gene RGS13). The coding region runs from base 287 to 766 and encodes 159 amino acids. Gene Ontology annotation, cellular component: nucleus; cytosol; plasma membrane. NCBI's taxonomy places the organism in Eukaryota, Metazoa, Chordata, Mammalia, Primates, Hominidae. The record is from RefSeq and is marked reviewed. The transcript is spliced from 7 exons. Gene Ontology annotation, molecular function: GTPase activity.